CUUAGAGCUUCAUAUAACUCAUAUAAGCUUACAGAAGCUUCAGAGCCUGUAUCUUAAUGGUCUUCGAUCACCCUGUUUUUCUGGCUGAAUUAUUCAUGCAUCCUUAUCACACAAAUACCUGGUCCACUACAACCAGUUUAACCACUUCACAUGCAUGCUACAGCAGGGACCAGAUCAAGGCAGAAGAAACAGAGCAGGGUGGUAGUUACAGGGGUCACUCAUUACAUUUACUCAAAGUGCUGCAAUUCAGUCGCUUUUUUGUGUACUUUGAAGUUUUAAAAUCACUACCUUUACAAGGUAUAUUUUGGGAGAAGUUUUGGACUUCAUUAAAUUUUAAAAAGAAUCAAGCACUGAGUUAAAAUAAAAAACUAAACGCCAAAAACAAGGAGGUCCAAGCUUUCUGACACAAGAAAAUGGCCUGACAUUGGUUUUCACAACAAUGACAGUCAGCACAUAGAGAGAAUGAUCCAACUUAUUGAUCCAUAUUAUCGUGUAGUUACUGCACAUUAAGGAAAGGUUACUGCACAAGCUGUUUGGAUACAGACUGGCUUGUACGGGUAGAUGGAAGAUACAGAGAAAAACACUUUUGAGAAAACUGUGAAUUCAUCUCAGCUAGGAAGUGUUUGUGUCAUGUGUCUGUGUGAUGUGCAUAUUUGUGAGUUUGUGUGUGUUUACAGCUACUGUGAAGUAAAACUGUGUGAACUGUCAACCCAUACAUCUCUGAGUCAUUUUUGACCGUCAAAGACAACAAACACUAUUCAUUUUCAUAAAACACCCAUAAUUUUCUGUCGGGAUUGACAAUGUAUAGUUGGGAACCAUCCAUAUUAUUCUAAGGCAAGGAAAAAGAAGGAACCUGUAUCUACUUAAACAAAACAUUUGAAACCGAAUCAAAAAUUACCAGAGGACAACAUAAAGAUAAAAUGGAAUACUUACUUUUACUUUUACUUCUGCUUAGGUACAUUUUAACCAAAAUAACUGCUUUUAACUGUGCUUUUACUUGAGUAUAAUAGUCUGGUACUUUUCCCUGGCAAGUUUUUUUUCCUGCGUUUUUUUAAAAGACGUAAUAGAUGCAGAUAAACUCCGAAUAUGUAUAUGAUACACGUCCUCUGUUGAUGUGUGGCCCUAAAUUUGUCGCAUAUCAGGUUUUGGUCACCCACCCUAUACUGACCCGCAGGUGCUCACUACGCAUGCGCUAUUAUAAACUCUUUAAAUACCCCAAGUCAUCUGCCACAAUAAAACAUUCCGCUGUCAACCAACACACCGCUGAGCUGUUGUAAUUGCUGGCACACAGAGGAAGCUACAGAUGCAGCAGUAAUAUUUACUUUUGAAUACGUCACUUCUGUCACUGUCCAACGAGAACCUGGUUGAGUAAUAACGUAUCUGACCCGGAGUCGUAAAGGCUGUUCAGGGUGAAGUCGGGCGAGACGGACAGGAAAAAAACAAAGAUGGCUGUGUAGGCAGAGAGACGAGUCCCGGCUGAAGUGUCUCCCACCGCUGUUUUAAUCACCGACAGGUCCCGGGGGUGCAUCGGACAGUCAGCUGGUACCGGAGCAGGGACGGUAGACGAGCAGCCGAGCUGAGCCGCCGGUGUACACCGUUUGUUUCUGCUGUCAUUGCGAAUAACGGCGUCGAGAGUACAAGAACAACAACAACAGCUGAGAGCCUCCUGAGUUGUUUUUGUUCUGCUGGGCAGCGCGAGAGGACUGCUGUGUUUUUGUCAACGUAGCUAGCCGCAUAUCCGCUAGCCUCACUGUAAGUCAACAAAACUAGUCCACGUUUAAUUAAGUCAUCAUUACACUGUGCACAUGAUCUCGUUAUUACACAAUCAUUGGCUUGUUGUGUUCAUAAGUGGAGGGUAGCGUUAAUUACAUGAAGUUAGCCUGCUUUCCUUUCUGACAGUAGCGUUAGCCUAGCUAGCGUUAGCCAGCUGUCAGCUGACCGUUAGCUUGACAGGUUGUAAGCUAGCCCUGAGCUAACCUGCUUAUAUUUCGGCUCAGCCUGGUCGCAGCAGGUACAUCUCAGAGAUUUCUAGACAGCCGUCGCCAUGUCUUCACUGGAGGAGAGAGACGUGGGCGUAGCGGCCGCCCCCGGCUCCUCCUCGGCCGGCCUGGGGGUCGGGGCCGUGGGGGCAGCAGUGGAGGCUGUCGCUGGGGUGGCAGCCAUGCAGGAGGAGGUCGGAAUGCGGCGAGAAGGGCCCGAGCCUGACCCGGACGAGCCCCCCAAGAAGAGAGUGAAAGUUCCCGAAGGAGAGUCAGGAAAGCUGGAGGAGAGAUUGUACUCAGUGCUGUGCUGCACCGUGUGCCUAGACUUGCCCAAGGCGUCUGUAUAUCAGUGUACCAACGGACACCUGAUGUGUGCAGGCUGUUUUAUCCACCUCCUUGCUGAUUCUCGUCUAAAAGAGGAACAGGCUACGUGUCCAAAUUGCAGGUGUGAGAUCAGCAAGAACCUGUGCUGCAGGAACCUGGCUGUGGAGAAGGCUGUCAGUGAGCUGCCGACAGAGUGUACCUUCUGCUUAAAACAGUUCCCCCGCUCCAGUUUAGAGAGACACCAGAAAGAGGAGUGCCAAGACAGGGUGACGCAAUGUAAGUACAAGAGAAUUGGCUGUCCCUGGCAGGGUCCGUUCCACGAGCUGCCGGCACACGAGAGUGAGUGCUCCCAUCCCACUAAGACUGGUAUGGAGCUGAUGGGCAUACUGGGAGAGAUGGACCAGAGCCACCGCAGAGACAUGCAGCUCUACAACAGCAUCUUCAGUCUUCUGUGCUACGAGAAGAUCGGGUUUACAGAGGUUCAGUUCAGGCCGUACCGCACUGAUGACUUCAUCACUCGGCUGUACUAUGAAACCCCUCGCUUCACGGUCCUCAACCAGACGUGGGUGCUGAAGGCCCGCGUCAACGACUCUGAACGCAACCCCAACCUGUCCUGCAAGCGCACGCUCUCCUUUCAGCUCAUCCUCAAAAGCAAGGUCAACUCUGCGUUGGAGUGCUCCUUCCUGCUGCUGAAGGGGCCGUACGACGACGUGCGGAUCAAACCGGUCAUCCACCACCACUCCUUCAGCAACGAUGCCAACGAGACCGACUAUGUUCCCCUGCCCAUCUCCGACUCGGUGGAGUGCAACAAACUGCUGGCCGCCAAAAACAUCAACCUGCGCCUGUUCAUCUUCCAAGUCCAAAAAUGAAGAGAGACGAGGAGGAGGAGGAAAGAGGGCGAGGGGAGAGGAGUAAUGAAGAUUAAAGAGAGACACCACUGAACCACUGAUACCUCUUAACACUUACAAAUACAUGCAUACACUGGUACAUAAACAUUACACAGGGUAUACACACCUACACACACACACCACUAAUCACACUUACCUCCUUUUACACCAUAGUGACACCUGUUGCUCGGGGAGCUGUGAGUUGCUAUGGCGAUGGCUGGGCCUUGAUAUGGGAUGGACAAUGGAGGGUGGGGCUGAAACCUGCAGAAGGCACAGGUGGGCGUGUGCUGGGGGUGAGGAAGGGAGGGGGAUUCUGGGAUGGUUGUUGCGUACCUGUGGAGGCAUCCAGCCAAAGGUAGCACACACACCGACACACACACGCCGACCAAAGCAGGAUUUGCUGGGUGCAGUCGUUGCGUCCAUGUUUGUAUGUGUUGUGUGUAAAUAUCGAGACCUAGAGCGUGCUUUUAUUCUGAAAUGUCCCAAAGACGUGAUAAUGUGAAAAAUGAGUGGCUGACUCUGCUGAGCUGCUCUUUGGACAUAUGAAUGGAUGUUACGUGUGCGUGUCUUUCCCGUCUAAUGUUGACGUCUCAAACAGAAAAAGGACCCCCUUUCCUCCCAGUGACCCCCGUUACUCUCCAGCAAGAGGAGAGACGUCCCAGAUUAUUUUAGCCCUCCAGCUGUGGUUUUAUUUAACCUUAAACACUAAUAACAUUUUAUUUCUCUUAACCCUGAAUAUUUAAAGACCUGUGAACUUUUAUUCUUUUUAGUCGGGUAUUUAGCCUGUGACUGGUUGCCUUUAUGUGCGUGUGUGUGCAAACAGGUGAUAACGGUGAGAUUUUGUCUCUUUGUUAAAAGCAGUACAAUCUUUAAGGACAUGAGAAGCAAGGAUCUUCAGGGCCCCAAAAAGCUAAGACUUACUGCAUGUUGUUGGUUUCUCAAUUUUAGAUUUUUAUCCUUUUUAUAAGAAGUUUUGCCCUUGAAUUACAAUGUCGUAAUCUUACUUUGACAUCUUUAUUAUGUAAGUCAGUGGUUCCCAACCUGGUGUCUGGGCACUCCUAGGAGGGUCCCUGUCAGCUCUGAUGUUGUCAAAAUUAGAUGUGCAUAUAUUUUAAAAUAAAGUCAUGAUUGAAAACAUAAUGAGCGACGGCAUAUUUGAGCCACUCAGUAUGAGCAUUUGACCCUGGCAUUUCUUAGUACAAACUGGAUCCUUAUCCCAAAUUAAACACAUGAUUACUCCACCAUCCCUUUGUCCUCUGUCACUGAUCUACCCCCAAACUAUAACGAAGUGAAGAAAGAAAUACCAUGCAAAUAAAAUGAUGUGUAUUCAGUCAGUUUUCGCUGAGGACCUGUUUACACAACAUUUUCAGGUGUAAGCACAAAAUUUAGUUAACAUUUUGGAAACGAGCUCCAGAGUAAAAAGUUUUCAAAACAACCCAUGCAAGGCUGCCCAUAAGUGGGGAUAAAUGAGAGAGCUUUCUGGGGCCCAGCCAAAUGGAGCAACAAGAAUUUUAUUUAUUUAUGUUGGAGUACAGUAUUGCCUUUUCAAAAUGUGAACCCAUUUUCUUAAAACAGAUUUACCUUCUUUGGUAAUGUUUACAAUGUGGAUGGGCACGCUGAACUAAGCCAUUUGAAAAGUAAUGUUAGACUUCAUAGCUAAGCUAUAAUGUGCUCAAACAUCAGGAUACCAGAGAAUAAAGUAGGACAGAUUGAGAUCGCUUAAAGGGGAAAAAAAAAAAAAAAAGCAAAAGAAAGGUAAAAAUGGGUUCAAUGUCCAAAAUUUGGCCAAAAGGGGCAAGAAUGUGCAGCUAAAACAGCAAAAAGUGGCAGAAAUAAGUGGUAAAAUUUGGUCAAAAGUGGCAAAAAUAAAUUAGAAGGAGUAGAAAAGGGAUGAAGCGGGACAUAUGAGAUUAGAAAGUAAAAAAUUGGCAAAAAUGAAUUCAAAAUGGCUUAAAGUUGCAAAAAUUGGCUAAAAGUGGCAAGAAUGGGUUUAAUGGAAAAACAGAUGUGGCAAAAUGGGCAGAAAAGGGGAUAAAAACUGGUUAAAAAUGGCAUGAAUGAAUAGUUUGAACAUCACAACCCAAUAAUAGUUUGCCACACGUUUUAGCUUUAAAAUGAAGUAACUGUUACUUUUGGGUUUUUCAGGGGUUCAGUCGAUUCUCCAUUCUCCAUGUAGACAGGCAAGACUUGUCUGAAAACGCACAUGCACACUACAGUUGCAGUCAGAUUUUACUCAGCCCACCAGGCAGAUACCCCAUUUGCCAGAUUACCAGUCCAGUCCUAGAGCCCUUUUAGAUAAAAUAAGAUUUUAGAUUAUAAAGUCUCUUCCAUAUCAUUGGCUAUUUUUUACUUUAAAAUCUCAGAAAUUGUACCUUUUGACUUUUAAACUAAACAUCAUUUGAGAUUUUUCCUGCAAGUUUUCAACUUUUAAAACUUAAAGAUAGGAUGUUUUUUCCCUAAAAAAUUAACAGAUCCUCUUUAUUAUUUAGAGUAUCCCUUGCAUGCCAUUUUGAUAAAGGAUACCUGACAGAUCUUUUAGCAAGCACAUGUAUUUUUAGGCCUGUUGUUUUGGGGUUUUGUCAAUGAAAACAAUUAAAACUGUUGUUUGAUUUUCUAAGUGGGUCCAGGGGGGCCUUAGCUUUUCUCGGAUACAACAAAAGGGCCUUUAUGAAAAAAGGUUGGGAACCACUGAUGUAUCAUGUUCAAUUAAGGCAUUUCCUCCUAUCUAUUUUUUCCAUUUUUUUAUUUAACAAUUUUGAUUUAUUCUAAUAAAGUAGAGAAGCUUUUUAAAGCUGUAUAUGUAAGACAAGGGUUGUUUUUAGGUUCUUUUCUCUGUAACAAGAAAUUGAAGCACAGAAACUCCCAGUCAAAGAGCGAGAGACGGCUGAUAUGAUGAUUUUACUGUUAAAUGUCUCUUUAGUUUGCAUUUUGAUCCCAGUGUCUUAAAACAGAUGAGUUAACAGUUUAUUUUCAAGGCUGGGAAGUAUUCAUCAUCAGGAAAGGCCUCAGAAAUGCUCAAAUGGCUGUUUUUAGUGAUUAUAUAAUUAAUUUUCAACACAAUUUCUGGGUGUUUCUUUGCCUUUAUGUUUUUUUCCCCUUAAUUGAUCAUUUUGAUCCAAUCAACAUUUAUACAACUCAAAUUAUAAAUAAAAUCACCAGCUUUGAUUAGACAUUUUAUUACAGAGGCAUUAAAUUUUAGUAGUUUUUAUUGAUGAAAUUUCCAAAAAUUAACCAACAUGGACAGAAGAAACCUGGUUUAGGUGAGACUGCAGUAAAAGGGUUGUUCCAUAGUUGUCCAGAUCUUUUUUAAAGGGCAACUGGACUCAGCUGACCACCCAGUCCAUUAACAAGGAGGAGGCUAUAAAUUCCAACUUUGGCCCCAGUCACAGUAGGACUGAAGAAGCCUUUUGGAGGACAGACAAAACGUCUUCAGUAACAUCAAACAAGUCCAGUUGCCCUUUUGAGAAGGAUUUGGAUGAAUGAGAACCUACAGACAUUUUGUUCUCAGCCAUUUAUAAACAAAACCAAGAAAAACAGCAGCAGCAAAGGGGCGCAGAGUGUCGAGGUGAUGUGGACUGCUCCUUCUCUAAAGAUGUUACUGAGGAUCAGACUUUAGGGUGCUGUUGGAGUGUGUGUGUGUGUGUGUGUGUGUGAGAGUGUGUGUGUGUCAGGGGGGUUUUAACGUUACCACAGUGACAUAUUAGUGUUAGACUUACUUGAAUGAGAAGAUGUUACUUGCGUAGAUUCUACUGUAAAGCAGAUAGAUCUCUCUCCUCCUGACCCCUGCGUCCUGUAUUUCUGUGUUUUGAUGCUUCGUCUCGAUGCCGGUGGACUCACUCAUCUCACUUUGGCUGUACAUGUGCCUUUUAUUAAAGAUCAUGGAACCUGC
Cheilinus undulatus (humphead wrasse) is the source of this 7082-nucleotide messenger RNA. It is a transcript of the gene zftraf1, whose product is annotated as cysteine/histidine-rich 1. The transcript has 6 exons. The coding region runs from base 2045 to 3175 and encodes 376 amino acids. The record is from RefSeq and is a predicted model, not a curated record. Lineage: Eukaryota; Metazoa; Chordata; Actinopteri; Labriformes; Labridae. Gene Ontology annotation, molecular function: zinc ion binding. Gene Ontology annotation, cellular component: nucleus.